Pyricularia pennisetigena is the source of this 1044-nucleotide messenger RNA. RefSeq lists its product as uncharacterized. Gene Ontology annotation, molecular function: catalytic activity; magnesium ion binding. Gene Ontology annotation, biological process: oxaloacetate metabolic process. The transcript is spliced from 2 exons. NCBI's taxonomy places the organism in Eukaryota, Fungi, Ascomycota, Sordariomycetes, Magnaporthales, Pyriculariaceae. The record is from RefSeq and is a predicted model, not a curated record. Bases 1 to 1044 code for a protein of 347 amino acids.
AUGGCUCCAACUUCACUUCUUCGCAGAGCGCUAUUCUAUGUCCCGGCAUCAUCCCCAAAACACAUCGCAAAGUCCUUGACUCUAAAAUCAGACAAUGUGACCUACGACCUCGAGGACUCUGUGUCUCUUGCCAGCAAGGAUGCCGCACUUGAGAGCCUGCUCCGUCACCUGAAGUCACUAGACGGGCGGCCGCAGUCCAUCCGUGAGGUUGCGGCGCGCAUCAACCCUAUCCACACUGCUCAGGGCAGCAGGGAACUCACCGCGCUGGCUGCGCUCCCACAGGUGGACGCCAUCCUCCUCCCCAAGGUCGACUCUAGCUGCGACGUAGUGGAAGCCGCGCAGAUGGUCGACAUGGCAGAUGUGAAGCGGAGAGACGCGUUUGAAGUGCUGCGGCAAAGGCAGACCGGUCGGGGCGGCACCGUCAACAGCCGCCCUGCCAGUGGCAACUACCGGCGCAUCUCGCUAAUCGCCCUCGUUGAGUCUGCCCGGGCCAUCGAAGACCUCCGCGAGAUCUGCACCGCGCUCCAUGGUAGAAAGUCUGACUCGGGCGAGCUGCUGGCUCAGCUUUCCGGGCUCGUGUUUGGCGCUGAGGACUUUGCGCGGGACUUGAGCAUCACGCGGACGCCGUCCCUGGCCGAGUUCCAGUACGCUCGCAGCAGGAUGGUGACGGCGGCCCGGGCUUACGACGUCCCGAGCAUCAUCGACCUUGUCUGCACCGCCUACAAGGAGCCUGCCCGGCUCGAGGAGGAGUGCCGGAACGGCAGGGGUAUGGGUUUCAGCGGGAAGCAGGUCAUACACCCGGGGCAGCUCGAGACGGUGCAUAGCUUGUUCGGUGUGGCGGAUGCGGAGGCCGAGUGGGCUGUCCGGAUAUUUGUUGCCAACGCCAAGGCCGAAGCCCAAGGACGCGGGGCCUGGGCAAUGGACAACCAGAUGAUUGAUGCUCCGGUCAUCGGGCGGGCCCGGGGCCUUGUUGAGAGGGCAAGGCUUUGCGGGAUAGAUGUCGAUGCCCUAAUGGAAAAGUGGAAAGAUCAGAAGCCCGAAUAG